Molecule: messenger RNA, 1197 nt
Organism: Salvelinus namaycush (lake trout)
Lineage: Eukaryota; Metazoa; Chordata; Actinopteri; Salmoniformes; Salmonidae
Gene: stpg1
Product: sperm-tail PG-rich repeat containing 1
Exons: 8
Coding region: 1-954 (317 amino acids)
Biological process (GO): epigenetic programing of male pronucleus
Cellular component (GO): female pronucleus; germinal vesicle; male pronucleus
Molecular function (GO): chromatin binding; histone binding
Source: RefSeq, a predicted model, not a curated record
AUGACAGGCUGCAAACUUCCAGGAUACAUAUCAUCAAUACCCACCAAAUACCAAACAGUGGUGAUAAGCAAUGAGGAUAAGAAAGGGUUCUUGUCACAAGCUAAGAGGUUCCUUUCAGAAGACAGUCAGAAUGAAAACCCAGGGCCAGGCACAUAUAUGUCUCACAGGCCUGCUGAAAUCAGCAGCCCCUCCUUUUCAAAGAAAGGUACAGGAGGCUUUGCAUCCCAGGCUGUCAGAGUUCCCCGUAACCCUCAGAGAGGUAUCCCAGGACCAAAUGCCUAUAACCUGCAGUCCUCUCUGAUCCACAAACACAGCUUCGGCAGGGGAGGCUCCAGAACUUUCCGACUGCCAGUGGCUGUACAACAUGAUGGCCCUAAGAACAAGACACCAGCCCCUAAUCAAUAUCAUGUGUCUUUAGAUGGGGUAAAGCCAAACACGUUAGUGUCCGCUCAAUCAGUAUUUCUGUCAAAAACUGGACGGAGUUCUAUGUGCUCAAACACUCUAAAAGGACCAUCGCCAUGUCACUACAAAGUCAAUGAUGCCAUAACUCAGAAAUGCCCCAAGGUUCCCCUCUCCUGCUUCAAGUCCAACUCUGUGAGGAUCCAGUCCCCUGUGAAUAACCAUGUCCCAGGCCCAGGCACCUAUAGUGCCUACCUGGCCCCAGAGCCAGUCAGGAGAACCAUCCUACCGAGGAGACAUUACCUGGGAAUAUCAGCUCCCCCUCUGAUUCUUCUGAAGAACCCUCCCCUGCCUGGCCCUGGGCAGUAUGAUUUAGUGAACUAUGGAGACCCAACCAAGCACUUCAUGUCCAGUGCCGUGUUUGUUUCUGGGACAAGCCGUUGGACCCAGGAUGUGCGCGGCCAAGGAGUUCCAGGGCCAGGUUACUAUGAACCAGACACAUCAUCAAAGCGGUCUUUCUUAUACAAUUACUCCAACAACUGGAUUCCAGCAUGAAGCACUUGAGGCAACUCACAUUGCUUUUGUGUGGGUGUUUUUGCAUGUGUUCACACCACACUGUGCAUAUAUUUACUAGUGUACUUUAUGUGAAAUUGUAUUGUGGUUGAGUGGCUUGGUGUGGGAGUUUGUUUCUGCAUGUGAGGAAGGUUUUGUACAAUGUUUUCAUGUGCAUUCCAUGUACUGUACGCAUGUGUUUCACUGUGACUAAAGAGAAGGAUACAAAUCACUUCAUAUUUCCAU